Molecule: messenger RNA, 5368 nt
Organism: Fusarium verticillioides 7600
Lineage: Eukaryota; Fungi; Ascomycota; Sordariomycetes; Hypocreales; Nectriaceae
Product: phosphatidate cytidylyltransferase
Exons: 2
Coding region: 978-2180 (400 amino acids)
Biological process (GO): phosphatidic acid biosynthetic process
Cellular component (GO): endoplasmic reticulum membrane
Molecular function (GO): ATP-dependent diacylglycerol kinase activity
Source: RefSeq, a predicted model, not a curated record
AAAAAGGCGGUGUCUUGUGCGGGUUGAACUGAACUGAGAUCAACGCCACAGAUGCACAGGUAGGUACGUAUCUGGAGAGUUCCGAGUCUGGACCCAGACGAAAAAUCUCCAACCGUUGCAGCCAAAGCCAACCAACGCCAAACUUGAUCAAGAACCAGCGACACAACGAUCCUCGAGAAAAGCCUCGCUUAGGUCUUAGCAAGUAUCCUCAGGGUCACGCGACUCUCUAUUUUCUUCUGUUCUCUUCUUGUCUCAGCGGCCUAGUCACGCCCGUCGAGUUAACCCCCCAUUGGCAUAUCCAUCACUCGGCCCAGUCUCUCACAAGCCUGUACAUCUAAGACCUGUGCUGUACCGUAGGUUAGUAGUUCCGCCGUACUACAUGUGUGCGUGCCCCGGUCACGGCCACGGUCAUCAGUACCUUAUAUCUCCGAACCCAUCAUGCGGCGGGGGAUCCAACCUCCGCUGCACCCUUGUUAAUCAAUCUGGAUUCAAUAAACACCCUCGACUCUCACCACUCUCUCAAGUCUCGGCCAAAACGUAGCCCGAGUCCCCCGAACCGGAAUUCGAGUCAGAGCCUGAGCCCGAGUCAGGGUUACGGCCAGAACCAGCAGCUACAUCAUCAUCACCUUCAGCAUCACCACCACCAGCAGAAUCUUGGUCUUGAACACAGCGGCCAAGGUCUACGCCACAUCUAUCUACGACAUAGCCACGACCACGACGACCACGAGCAACAUCUUUUGGAUUUGGGGAAAAAGCAACAUAAUAUUCCCACUAACGGAUCCUCUCACUACGACACCCCCAACACCUUCACAAUUUCAUCUCCGUCAGAACCCAUCUCAACGGUGCGCUCAUCGCGCCGUGAUAAACAUCUCCACUCUACAAUACCCAAUACCUUCUGGCCCUCCGGCUUCAACGCUCUCAGUCGCAUAGUAGUCGGCGCCAUCCGCUGUUCCGCCCUCCCACCAUUCUCCUACACCAUGUCCUUCCGAUCCAAGAUCCCGGAGACCCCCCGCGUCAUCUCGCCGAGUCCCACCCCAUCCGAGCGCGAUGCCGCCGAUUACAUGGGCCCCGUUACACGCUCGGCUGCCCGGAGACGGACACCCACGCCGCAGCCCCUCGAGGAGGAGCCCGAUGAGGAUCUAUCCGAGUCCCCCGAGUUUCGACGCGCCCGAACCCGCAGCCGCUCGCCGAUCGAUACACAGGCCGUGACGCGCUUGACGAGGCGUACGAGCACUGCUGCUAAGGCGGGCAAGGUGUCCAAGGAUACUAUUCCAGAGGAGCAGGCGACGUCUAAUGGGGCGCUCGUCAGUAACGGCAACGGAAAGUCCACGACAUCAAAUGGCCACCUUGCGCCGCCUCAACCUGCAACACCGGUGGGAUGGUCCUGGCGUGACUUUAGUCGAAGUCCCAGUCCCUUGGGCCUUAUCCCUAUCCACCGACACUGGAGAACCUUUGUACACAAGCACGAGGUACCCCGCAAGGUGCUCCACGUGUCGAUCGGUUUCUUCGUUAUCUGGCUCUACGUGACGGGAACUCAGACUACAUCAGUCACACCGUGGCUCAUGUCAGCGCUCAUCCCAAUCGCUGCCACUGACUGGCUCCGACACCGAUAUGCGUCCGUCAACCGUCUCUAUGUCAAGGUCCUCGGUGCUUUGAUGCGCGAGAGCGAGUACUCUGGCUGGAACGGUGUGAUCUUCUACCUCCUCGGUGCCUGGGUCGUCCUCUAUGGCUUCCCCAAGGAUGUUGGUAUCAUGAGCGUUCUCUUGCUCAGCUGGUGCGACACCGCUGCCAGCACCUUCGGUCGACUUUGGGGCCGAUAUACCCCCCGUCUUCGCAGGGGCAAGUCUCUUGCUGGCUCGACUGCUGCUUUCCUCGUUGGCGUUGGCACAUCGUACUUCUUCUACGGCUGGCUCGUCCCUACAGUUGGCCCAUUCCCUGGUGACGAGAACUUCCUCUUCAAGGGUGUUCUCUCGCUGCCCAAGACCAUCUGCGAGGCUGUUGGUGUCUCCAAGGAGCAGACAACCAUCUCUGGAGCCCUCGCGCUCGGUGUCAUGAGCUUGUGGUCCGGCUUUGUCGCUUCUGCCAGUGAAGUAGUUGACAUCUUCGGUUGGGAUGAUAACCUGACGAUUCCCGUGCUCAGCGGUCUUGGUAUUUGGGGCUUCCUCAAGGUCUUCUCUUAGACGGUGCACAUUUCAGGAUGGGAGCGGCUCUUAUGAGCAUAAAAAGCUGCUAUUUCCACCAGAUCACGGCGCAUAUGAGAGAUUGAGCAAUCGCAUAUAUGCAAUGCAUUAGUCUGACAUUGUGCAUGCAUUGGGGGUUCAUGUGUAUACCCUACUCUCCCCUCGUUUUCCCGUCUUUUUUAUUUCUCUUACUCCUUCUUCUUUGUCAAAGCAUUUAUCUUGUGAAAAUGGGUCUGCUGGAGAUUGAGUUUUUACAUAUGUUCUCGGCAUCGAGGGCUUUGUUUUUGGUUUGUACUUUACUCAGCUAGGCUUGCGAGAUGGGAACGGCGUGCGGAAGAGGAGGAAGAACAUGAAACCCUCUUACAAAAAUCAACAUAACGGUUCUCCGGUUUGGGGUACCUGGCUGCGAACCUUGUUUUCAGGUGUCAUGCGGUGUCACAUCGGGAUGAUAUAUAUCUAUUCCUGAACUUCGGUGGAACAUCUGGUAUAGAAAACGGAACGGGACAGCAUGAUAGGUGUGAUGUCUUCGGGACUAUGUAGACAGAACGAGACCACAGAGGUAUCUAGAUAACGAGACGAAACGCAUCUCCUUUUCCUUUUCACUUACUCCUCAUGACACCUUUGCAAGAAACUGACUGGUUGCGCCACUUUUGACGUCUGUUGUACGAACGCCGUACAGCAUUCGUAUUGCUCACUUUCUGCUCAACGGCCUGGAUAAUACAUCCGUGCCACGAGGUAUCUGAGCUGGGAAUUCCGGUGAUAAUCAUCAGUCGGGCUGCAGAAUGUUACACAACCUCGGAGACUCACUGUGUUGAACAGACUCUCGGAUGCUAUUCAACCAGAGCCAAAUCAGUUGUACAGAUUUGUUUGAGCGUUCCAUUUUUGGCAGAUUAGGGGAAUUUAACAUAGACAUGGAGGCUUUUGUCUCUCGGUUAUGUCCGGUCGUUGAAGGCGGACUUACACGACAGUGUCCGUGGUGGCGGGAUGAGUCGCUCAAGUCAGAGGCGGCUUCUGCUUACAUAGUGGAAAGACUCUCUACGUCAUGUUAGCAAAUCAAAAGCGAGAUAUUCUGAGAUAUUUCCUGACAGAACUCCUUCUGCAUUGGGUAAAUAGCUUGCCUCGAGUCCAGCGCACACCAUUCACACCAUCUUCGCAGAAAAGAAAAGAAAAUCUAUCUACUCUGCAUCUCUCUUUAAGCUUGUCGUCCUAUUAGACGGUGCCCCAUCAUCGAACCCCCCUGCACGAAGUUGCAUCUUCCCCUCCGUGUGCCUGGGCCACGCCUUGCCGCACGCAAAGGCGCUGAGUUGUCCGUGCGUGAUGGAGGGUAUCAUGGCAGGGGAGGCGUGUAGAUGAUAAGUACGUACUAUUUGCAGCAUUUCGAGAUAUGUACGCUUGGAUAGUCAUAUUGCAGUCAGGAUUGUGCCUUCACGCAACUUGUUCGUCUUUCACCGAAUAGUUUAUGACACGGAACGAACCAGAGGUCCGAGUCAAGUCCUGAUGGCAUUUGUAAGUGGGCAAGCGGAUGCGCUGUUGGAGGACGACACCCGCCUUGUCAUGCAAUGCAAAUGCAAUGCACUGCAAAACAAAGGCACCUGGCUCCUUGUGGAGAUACAAGUCAGUCAUCUUUCAUCUCUGUCCAAUCUGGACGAAUCUCGCGUCAGUAUUCGGUUCCAGUCAUCAUCCACCGGUUCAUCUCGCUUUCAUGGCCUCAAAUCGAUCAAUGUGAGGCGGGCAGAUCAGUCGACUCCAUGAUCUCCAGGAGACUGAAUGAUUGAAGCACAGCAGCUUGAACUAAAUCUGACGCACAGCUCGCAACGCAGGGCUCGCAAGUCAUGCCACCUGGGUGAUAGGCCCUCGGAUUUCGUGGUAGGACUUGCCAUUCAAGACGUACCAGAACACGAUCAUCGCAAGUGAUGCGCAACUAACAAGAUCGCGAGGUGGAUGAGCCAGGAUAGCCCUCGUUUGAUGCCGACGCUGAUCGGACGUCGCCCAAGGACAUCCCAGCUCUGGGGACGCAGUAACAGUGAGACAAGAAAGAAAGUUACAACGAAUUUCGAACGAAGCAACUACCCGCAUCGGAUGUGCAUGAACCGUGACAGCUCUUGAGAGAGUUAAGUGACGACUUCAAUUUCUGAGUGGCGGGUAGCGACAGGAACCGUUGAAGACGUGUCACAGUGGCUCAUGAUGGCGACGUCAAAGGGGCGCCGUUGCCGCAGACUCCAGAACUGUCACCAUACAGCAGAGCUACAGCCCAGAAUCUACGCAUAACCGGGGCAACGUCUCCGUUCGUAGCUGUCGGUUGACAGGCCGGGUGUGUCAGGGACCUCCUACAACGAGCGUCGGUCCGGCUGUGCAGCAUAUGCAGAGUGUAGGGGGCUUAAGCUGGAUAAAGAAUGUAUUGAUAUGAUCAGUGAUAGAUAUUUCCCUUUGUCGAGUGCUCAUGUGGCUGGUCGUUUCCCUCACGGCUCAGGCUACCAUGGGGCAUAUGUGGAAGUUCAAGAGAGCAUCUUUUCAAGUCGAUAUUGGCCUUGCGAAGACUCUGGACGCGCCAAAGAUAUAGCAUUUCAUUUCCUCUCGUAAUCCAUCCAUAUCGGGUCUCUAAGAUGGUCUUGAUUAAACCAUACCGGCUCAGAGACAACGAUUAGAUCGAUCUUUUCGCGAAUUCCCUUCAAGGUUCGUCAAAUAAAACUCACAAGCUAAAAGUCCAUCUAGGACAAACGUCUAAGCAUGUACCCUGUCACAGAUAGUCUGAGCUAACUGUGCCAAUGCUCACCAACUAGAUAAAGAUGGUGGAUGGUGGAUCUUGCGGUGUACCUUGUGGUGACUGGUCGGUAGUGGCAAGCGGGGAGGGGCGAGAAAUAAGGAAGAAAUGCCGUAUGUACUGAAAAGACCCAUUGCAAUGGAUGCAAUCAUGCUGCAUUUGUACAAGCAUUAUCCAAUCAAUUGUUGCCAGAAUUUGACCGAUUCUUUUCGCCAAUGGAAUUGCGUUGGACAAAAGGUUGAACAGAUCGAGGGUGGUGAAGCCGAAAGCUCAAGAAUCCGAACAUGAAGCAUCUCAAAAGUCGUGUUGAAGUCGUGAUAGUGGAUCCUUGGAGUUGUAUCAAGGCAAUGGGUUCUCGGUGUUACAUGGCCCGUCAAAUGCUUCAUGACGAGCUUAAUUGAGUUCUGUCAAUAUAAGAUAUCUCAGA